Molecule: messenger RNA, 255 nt
Organism: Gongylonema pulchrum
Lineage: Eukaryota; Metazoa; Nematoda; Chromadorea; Rhabditida; Gongylonematidae
Source: the annotation of a GenBank genome assembly
ACGUUGCUGAAGACACCUGAUCUCUACGGGGGCGCAUUUAUUGGACUGACGACAUAUAAGCCGAAAGAAUACAAUUGGACGGAUGGAACACCGUUUGAUUAUAAUGCUUGUGAGCAGCUGUUUUGGGAAAAUGCAAAACUUGAUGAUGCACAGGUUGCCGAAAAAGAAUUCCGAAAUCCGCAAAAUGUUGUCGCUUUUGAAUUUGCGACAAAACUUUAUCAUUUCCGCAUGCAGGAAGUUUUGUCUCCAAGCUGA